Molecule: messenger RNA, 5349 nt
Organism: Formica exsecta
Lineage: Eukaryota; Metazoa; Arthropoda; Insecta; Hymenoptera; Formicidae
Gene: nahoda
Exons: 17
Coding region: 603-4475 (1290 amino acids)
Source: RefSeq, a predicted model, not a curated record
AGAUGGUGGGAGAGCGCAAAGUAAGUUUUCGCUCGCUGGCGAGUAGUAGAAGCCGAUCCGUCAGUCGACUACGCGAUUCCGCGGUCUAGUGGUGGUCUUCGUCGUGUCUUAUUAUCCUCCGUUGCCGCUGCAUCUCGCGAACUCACUGCAUCGGUUUCUCUUUCCUCCGCGAUCGUGUAACGCAUACAUCCGGUCGACGGCUACCAAAAUGGCCGCGCGCUAAGGAGGAAGUUAUCCGAGUGUCCUGGGAUCUUCUUCACGGUCGAGGCCCCCGCUCUCCUCGUGAUACACCGUUUUCGCGAGGCGUUUAUUCUCGACGAUGAUGACGGCGCGGGGACGUCUUGGAUAGGAUCUCCCGCGGAAGAAACAGGAACAACGGCUCGAGAGCCGCGGAUUGGCCUCACCGGAGCGAGCACCGAGCGACUGGACGCUCAUGCUGGGCUCGGAAGAAUUCAUCUCAGAAGCGCGAGAAGAAAUAUCGCCGGUGAACGCGGAAGGGCCGUGACAUCGGAAGGAACAUCAUCUCUCUCCCCUUUCCCCUCCUCCUCUUCUUACCGAGUAAACAGAGACUAAUUUCCUCCCCUGAACGAAAUUACGGAAGGAUGUCGCGGAGAACGGAACGGAACUCGGCGCUACUCCCGUCGUGUCUGACGUCGUUGCUGCUGAUGCUGGCGACGACGUCCUGGAAAACCGCGCGGGCUCACGUGGCACUGACGUUUCCGCCGGCCAGACAGUACGAUCUGGACUUUCUGGAUAACGCCAGAACGCCGCCACCGUGCGGCAUGCCGCGUGGCCAUGUCAAGACAUCGUUACUGGCAGGAAGCAAUUUCAACGUCACGUGGCACCUCGCCUAUCCCCACAGGGGAGGCUUUCGACUUCAGAUCUUAGAUUUUUACGAUAGACCUCUGAUCGAUCUGACGCCUAUCACACGAAACAGCGAAUUCGUCGAGGACGAUGCUACAGCGCAGAGUUAUGCCGUGCAGCUGCCACAAGAUUUCAGCUGCACUGACUGCACUAUCAGACUGCUGCGGGAGGCCGAGGAAUGGGGCUCCAGCUACAGAUUUUGGUCGUGCGCCGACAUUGAUAUUCGUGACAAGAAGGACUAUCGGGAAAAUUGUAGCGGUCAUGGACGUUACCUGCUGGGCAGAUGCAGAUGCGAUCGUCUUUAUCACGGCGCGAGGUGCGAAUUCAAGGAGGAAUGCCUGGAUGAUUCGGACUGCGGUAUUCAGGGCACGUGCAUCGACAAUAGUGGUACGACCGCGCCUACCAAGCACUGCUACUGCAACACCGGCUGGUUCGGUCCGGGUUGUGCGAAGAGAUCGCUGGUGAAAAGCAUCGACGUAGACUUGGACUCUUACACAAUGAAGCGAUUCUCCGAUGACGUCAUAUUUUACUGGAGAAUCUUGAAAGAAAGUAAAGAACUCGAAGGCAUUCUUAUGGCCAACUCCACAACGUGGAUCGGUAUCGGAUGGAGACCUGACGAUCUGGGACCAUCCUGCCGAUCCUUCCCAAUGAUCAGGGAUAUACCCGAACCACUUCCGCAGCCGGAACCAAAAUUGGAACCAGUCGCUGAAACAGAGCCAAAAUCGAAACCAGAACCUAUAGCGGAACCCGAACCGGAACCGGAACCAGAACCAGAACCAGAACCAGAACCAGAACCAGAGCCCGGCAUAGAAGGCGAGAAAUCGAUAGCAAAGAGACGAUCGGCUAAGGCGGACGUUGCAACAUUUGUAACUUCACGACCGAAUGCCGACGUUACUGUGCAAACCAGUGUAACUUAUCAAGUCAGCACGAAGCAAGGUCGCAAGAGAAGAUCACCGGAACCAAUCGCGGUAUCUGCGAAUGGAAAACCGGUCGCCAAAUCCAGCGUUGUCGUCGGGCAAGAACCGAAAUUCGAGCCAGAACCUACCUCUGAGCCAGAACCCAGCUCUGAACCAGAACCAAAAUCCGAGCCUGAACCCAGGUCUGAACCAGAACCGAAAUCCGAACCGGAACUUAGCUCUGAACCAGAAUCAAAAUCCGAACCGGAACCUAGCUCUGAAUCAGAACCAAAAUCUGAACCAGAACCGAAAUCCGAACCGGAACCUAUCUCUAAAGCAGAACCAAAAUCUGAGCCAGAACCGAAAUCCAAACCAGAAUCCAGCUCUGAGUUAGAGCCGAAAUCCGAGUCAGAGCCGAAAUCCGAGCCAGAGCCAAAGUCCGAGCCAGAACCAAAAUCCGAGCCAGAGCCAAAAUCCGAGCCAGAGCCAAAAUCCGAACCAGAACCGAAAUCUGAGCCAGAGCCAAAAUCCGAGCCGGAACCGAAUUCUGCACCGGAACCAAUAUCCGAACCAGAACCCAAUUCUGAGCUAGAACCAAAAUCCGAGCCGGAACCUAAAUCUGAACCGGAACCUAAAUCUGAACCAGAACCUAAAUCUGAACUGGAACCCAAUUUGAAGCCGGAACCGAAGUCGGGAGCGACGAAAGCAUCGUUACCAGCACCAGGACACAAGUACACACCCAAGCACGACUUCAACCCGAUGGACUGCACGGAUAUUAUAAUCGGCAUGGCGCGAGAGACGAAUUAUAGGAUCGGCGAUUAUUACACGAGGGAUCGAUCGACGCCCCGCAAGGACGAAUAUUGGGGCGGAAAGGACAGUUUGACGGCCGCAUUCGGUUACGAACGCGACGGCGUCACGACGAUGCUCUUCCGCAGGAAAUUGGCCGCCGCGGAGCCGACCGAUCACGAGAUUCGCGACGGUAAUAUGCAUGUGAUUUGGGCGAAAGGUCAAGAGCCGGGCAAGUACGUGCAUCAACCGGCUAGCGGUAUCGAAAAGGCCAAGGCCAACGUUAAAGACUUCUACAAGGUCGACGAGCUUAAAUAUCACGGCCACGGAAUGCAGAGAGGCGCGGUGACGAUGAAUUUCUUCGACGAAGCUAAAAAACCGGAAUUUGCCGGCGGUGUAACAUUACAAGACGGUCGCUGCGGUGGUCAAUGGCGUUAUCCGAGAAAUUGUUCGCCGGAGAAUGGCACUUGCGAAUAUGCUAUACAAUGGACGUACAAGGGUAAAAAGGAUCUGAUAACAUUCGUAAUUUCCACGACGAAUACCAAUACGUGGACCGGAGUUGGAUUUUCCGAUGACGGCAGCAUGUCACAAACCGAUGCCGUACUUGGCUGGGUCGACAAAACGAACGGUCGGGCUUUCUUGAUGGACACUUGGAUCAGCGGUUACAACGCGCCGUUGCUAGAUCCGUCGCAAGACGUCUACAACAUCAGCGGUCGUAUCGAGAACGGUGUAACUACUCUCGAAUUUUCAAGAAAACGCGUUACGGAAGACAGCAGGGAUCUGUCGUUCACGGACGAUCACUGCCUGUACAUGAUGUUUCCGGUAAAAGGUGGUAUAUUUAAUCCGAUCAAUAAGAAGAUCCGGAAACACGACGCGAAACCGAUUGUUUCGUCGGAUAGAAUAUGCAUCAAGUCCUGUGGUUUAGAAGAAAUUGAAGACCAAACCACGCCCGCGCCACCGAGAUUGCAUUAUGAUAUCGAAGUCAAGCUCGUUAAUCUGGGCGAUGGAUUUAUAACUCCCGUACCCGGCAGUUCCGACUUCGAAGUGAUCUCGAACAAGAUAUCAGAUAGCUUCGGACCAGUCUUUGAGAAACUGCCAGGCUAUUAUCAAGUCCGGCUUGACGAGUUACGAAAAGACAACGAAUCGGGAGUGAUUGCCCGCAUGAAUCUGAUCCUUGACAAGAACGAAGCUAAGGGCAGAUCUUUGAAAGCUGCGGACACCGGGAUAGAGACAGAAAAAGCCUUACGUGAAGCAUUGGUGACUGGCAAAGUCGGUGCGCUCAGCGUCGAUCCACAGUACUUAAUAAUCAGAGCACCUCGAGUGAACGAUAUUGAGGCGGAAGAUGAAAACGAGCGGUCAUCUUCUUCAGAUCUAUUUCUGAGUGCGACAAAGCUCUAUAUCGUCGUCGGUUGUGUAGCAGCUUUGCUAGCCCUUGCAUUACUGCAGGCUAGUUGCACUCUUUACAGAAGCUCAAAAAGAAGAGCAACUAAGGAACGUUUGAUCGCCAGCAAUGCCUGGAAGGACUAUGCUUCCGGCGCAAACACAAACUUUGCAUUCGAGGCAUUCGAAACGGAGGAGAAGGCGCCGCCGCCGCCGGUUUCCAGCCUGCCGAGACCCAGAGAAAUGAUGACUAGUAAUGGUAUGACUGUCAUGAACGGUAACGACACCAUCGAUGGACCAAAUAGAAUGGUCGGACCUAGAGCAACCUACAGCCUGCCUCGCGCGCCCGGUGCCAGACAUUCGGCGCCUAUCCAACCCGGAUACUACACGCAAGAUCGUAGGGAUCAUUACGGGCGUGCCAGGAGCAUGCACAAUCCGGCAGGCGCCCAGGCGAAUCAGCCGGACUUCUACUUUAUGCCCAGUCAGCGAAAAUACAGCGGUGAGGUCGUGCGUGUUUACGUGGAUUAUGGCAGCCAGGUACCCAAGUAAUAGAAGGAUUUAGACCGCGAACCACACGAUAGAAUGAUUUAAUCGAAAAGCGACUUGUAUAUAUAUAUGAGUUAGUGACAAAGGACGCGGAGAAAAAGACUCACAGCCUUCGCGCGGUGCUAUUAUCUCUAUUUUCUUCUUUUCUUUUCCCCGCGACUUUUUUUUCCCGAAAAUCCGUUUGAAUCAGCUUGAUGAAAUGCCGGAGAGGGAAGUCCCCGUGCGGAAGCAUAGAAGUGACGUUUACGACCAAAGAAAAUUAUCCAUAAGGCGCGCACCCUACAAUCCUGUACAGAGCGCAUAAACUCUCGUCAAACUUUUAUGCUUUUGUGGUGGAAAAUGUAUAGUUACGUAAGCCUAUGUAGUCGAGAAUCUGACACUCCAAGGAUCCCUAGAUUCGAAUAUGAAUCUUAGUGGUAAGUAUCUGAAGAUUCAAAAGCAAUCCAACGACCUUAAAAUUUAAUAUCAAGAAAAUAUGGCGCUCUAAGGUUAUAGAGCAUAUACAGAGAUCCAUGGAUCCUAAAUUAAUAAGAUCAAAUUAUUCUGAAACUUAUAAAAUUGAAGACCCAGAAAAUCAUGUACCUAAAUUAAUAUUUCUUUCGAUGGAUACGCGUAUCCAUUGACUACGCGUAACGGUAUCAACAAUAAAUGCAUUUACUUAAAAAGAGCAAGCAUGGACGUUCAAAUAAUAAAAUAUUUGUACAUUUCUAAAUGGAGUUGAUGCGUCCUGUUUCUUUGAAAGAUUAGAGUACUAUUACUUAUCUUCAAAGUAUUAUAUAUGUAUAUAUAUCUACAAAGAACAAGAAUGUCAUAGAAGAAGCGACGAUACACACGAUAUAACAAUGGAAAUAAACGUGCGCAGUACAUUUGCGACAAU